AUGAGCGCCCAGAACACCACGGGCGUCUACACGGGCGUCUGGACCAACUGGUCCAGAGGUCGCAUCACCGGUUCAACUCUUACCUUGACCGCCGCCCACGGCGCGCUCCUCAUCGCUUUCCUGGCUUUCUUCAUAACGAUUAUCACUGCCGGCCUGUGGAAAAUCUUCACGUACAUCCUCUUCCAUAUCUUCUCCGCCAAGGCUCCGGAUGCUCGCGAUGGUCUGUACCACCGACGCCAGGCCAUUCUCAGGAACUCGCUGAAUCCGCUGAGCGGCCUCAUUUACCUCGCUCGGUCGAGCUGGGCCUGGCGCCAUAGCGCCAAGCGCAUGAAGCGUCGCAUGCUUCCGGUCAUCUUGUUUACGGCUAUCUGCAUUGCUCUGUUCUCUCUUGCCUCUGGCUUUUCAGCCAAGGUAGCGACAUCAUUUUCCAGUGAAGCGCUCAUCAGCAGCCCGGAUUGCCUCGUUGUUCCGUACCAAGUCGCUGAUGAGUCUAAUUCUUUUACUGACGAAGGGUCACGCAUCGACGCCAUUCAACAAGCCGAGUUCAGCCAUGAUCUCGCCAUAUAUGCCAAGGAAUGCUACAGCGACAGGCCGACGGACGCUAUGACGCCCUGCGAAAAGCUCUUGAAGCCGAAACUCGCCAUUCAUUCGAAUACCAGUGCAGCAUGCCCGUUCAGCAAUUCCAUUUGCCGUACCAACACCUCGAAUAUCUUCCUCGAUUCUGGCUUGUUGGAUAGCCAUGAAGAUCUCGGCCUCAACGCGCCACCCGAGCAGAGGUUCAAGUACCGUACUACCGCACACUGUGCUCCGCUCAACACACGCGGUCAUGUCGAGUAUAGUGCUACGACCGUUGACAAUGACACAUACGAGACGGCGCAGUACUUAUUUGGCGGCAUUACCAGUAACAUUACUUUCGAGGCGGCGUCGUCGUUCUGGCAAGCGUCUAUGUACGUGGCAAGUGUAUACCAACUCGGAACAUCGACAUGGUCUCCGGGGAACCCGGACGGCUCAGCCUGGAUCCCCAUACACGAACUAAAGCUCUCCGACGGCCUACUCGAUAUCAUCUGGCUUACUGCUAACGGUAUCAUAUACGAGGGUCCCGUUUCAGACCCUUGGUUCAAGACCGGCGCCGACAAGUUUAGCCAGACAAAUGUGGGCAUGUACGUGCGGGACGAACCAGCCUCCCCCAUGGCCUGCGUGCAGCGCGAGCAGUACUGCAAUCCGAACCUUCCUCUUUCCCAACAAUGCACUGCCCUCGUGGAUCCAUAUGAGGUCAAGGACCACGUCCUCGGGCUCUGGGGAAACGAUCCGGACUCCCAAAAUGCCAUGGCUUGGAUCAUGAUGACGAAGGACCGAUGUUCCUUCACCUUCGCCCGAAUCACCGGCGUGUUGCGCGACGCCUCCCUCCUCGCGUCACUCUCCAUGGACCGCAUCGGCUUUCAAAAGGCCCUGCCGGACGACCAGUGGCACGCCGAAGUGCGCUUUUGGUUUUCCGUCAAGCUCGCUGGUCUACAGCGCAUGUUCCUCUCCCUAGCGCGGACGCCAGACAACAGCUCCGCCUCCGUAUAUGGGGGCCUGUCCGAGGAGACAGUCGCCAGUGCCAGCAAACGGCUCUGCGGUAAUCAGAAAAUCCUCUCCGCCGACCACACAUCAUUCAACUUCGCCAUCCUCGUCGCCAUAUUCGUCGCCGGCACACUCAUCAUUGCUAUAGGCUGGAACCUCGACCGCCUAUACAACCUCUACGCCCGAUGCCGAGACCGUCGCCGCCGUAAAAACAACGACACUUUGCCAUUGUCGCUCGCAGGCACCGCGUAUGCUCAGUUGGAAUGGUGGGCCAGCGACGCGCUCCAGCUUCAACGUCUGGCACAUGAGAUGGUCGGGUCGGGCACGUGGGGUGGCAGGCUGGACAGCGCGCCCGUGACGACUGGCUGUGAUGAGAAGCUGGCAACGCUGGAUUUCGACGAGGAGCGCCGCCGGCCGUUGCUAAAACCGCUCUGUGGGAAUGGCGGUGCUUCUGACUCGGAUACACCUAGCCAAAAUGUUGAGAGUAAGGAUGGAGAGACGGAUGGUGAUGGUGGUUCUGUUGGGGCUGGUAAUGCGGCGCACUCCAGCGCAAUGUCUGUUUGA
Lasiodiplodia theobromae is the source of this 2127-nucleotide messenger RNA. RefSeq names its product Cytochrome p450 protein. The transcript has 2 exons. NCBI's taxonomy places the organism in Eukaryota, Fungi, Ascomycota, Dothideomycetes, Botryosphaeriales, Botryosphaeriaceae. Bases 1 to 2127 code for a protein of 708 amino acids. The record is from RefSeq and is a predicted model, not a curated record.